Molecule: messenger RNA, 939 nt
Organism: Fusarium vanettenii 77-13-4
Lineage: Eukaryota; Fungi; Ascomycota; Sordariomycetes; Hypocreales; Nectriaceae
Exons: 5
Coding region: 1-939 (312 amino acids)
Molecular function (GO): oxidoreductase activity
Source: RefSeq, a predicted model, not a curated record
AUGAGUAUCGAUCGCUAUAGCUACAAUGGCCCCAUAGACCAUACAGCUCCUCUGCGGCUGGACGCCAUCCGAGGCAAAUCAGUCAUCAUUACAGGGGGUGCAAAUGGCAUGGGUGAGACCUGUGUACGGGAAUUCGUCGCUGCUGGCGCCCACGUCACCUUUGCCGACGUCAACGAACAACGAGGUCGAUCUAUCGAAGCAGAACUUAACGUUGAUGGCAGAAAGUGCCUGUUUGUCAAAUGUGAUGUCCGAGACUGGGAUCAGCAAAAGACUGUCUUUGAAGAGGCAAAGCGCAACAGUCCAAGUCGCAGUGUUGACGUUGUUGUUGCCAACGCUGGCAUCAGCAGAAGCUCUGGAGAUAGUCUCUGGAACUUGGACGACCCAAAUGGCGAGCCAACCAAACCCAACCUCAACAUUGUCCGAGUCAACAUUGAUGGCACCUUUUAUACUUGGAGACUUGCCGUACACUACUUCCGCAAGCAACCAGUUCAAGAUGACCGAGAUCGUUGUUUCAUCAUCACCGGGAGCAUGGUUGCGUACAUUGACUCGCCGGCCAACUGGGAGUACACAUCAACAAAGUAUGCCCUGCGCGGGUUCAUGAAAACGGUUAGACGCUCCAGCCAUGAGCAGAACAUACGUAUCAACUACGUUGCCCCUUGCUGGAUCAAGAGCGCCAUCCGCACGGCAGAGUACGAGAAAUGGCUACUUGACAACGGCAUCGAGUUUGGCGAACAGGAAGACGUAGCAAGCUGCAUGCUACGAAUUGCCACCGACAAGAGCAUUAACGGUCGUUCUCUCAUGAUCACCCCACGAUCUAUUGCUAAACAAGGGUUUAUGGAUGUCGAUCGGGAGGACUACAAAGAUAUUCCUAAGGAUGAGUAUUUCAAGAAGGAUAAGUGGCUAGAUGACUACAAGGUACCGAUAUAUAAGACAGAGUAG